GCCGAGCGGAUUGUUCAUUAAUUCGUUCGCUGUGACCCUGAUAUUUUUGUGUAACUGUAUUCCAACAGCAAACAUUAAGGGAAGAAUUUCGGUACAAAAAAAUUAACGUUCUCUUAAAAGCUGUUGCGAAAUAGAUUGUGCAUUGAUCGUUAUCACUGUGAUCCUGAUUUCUUAAUAACUGCAUUCGGACAGCUUGAAAUUAAAGUAAAAGUUGAGGUAAAGAGAAUUCAAAUUAUUGAAUAUUUAAAUUUAAUUAUUUAUUUAUUAAUUAUUAAUUUAUUUAUUUAAUAUUUAAUAUUUAAAUUAUUUCAAGGAAGGUGUACCGUCCUCAGUGCCUGCAUUUUUACUACAAAAUCAGAUGAUUUACAAUAUCUACCGACUACACAGCGCCAGAAUUCCCCUAUAAAUCAAACGAAGUAUAAAUUCAUCACGCGACGCAGCUAACAAUAUACAGCCGUACACGACAAUGUACUAAAAUACCCAGUGCCGCAGCCAUUCGCGAGCAACGUAGCCUAAUCAGACCGCUCCUGACAAAAUUGCACAGUCACAACAAAAAAUGCUCGUCCAACAUUCUCCAUAAUUCCCACUCUUACCAAAACAUCCCCAACCUCAUCGAUCAGGGGUCACCCUCGAAACAACCCUUAACCCUUGAAAUUAAAGAAACUCGCAACAAACAGCGCCGAAAAUAAAUCUCCCUCGACCAGAAGCCGACAAAUUUUCCCGGAACAGUUUUCGCAUCGUCGCUGUUCCGAAAUAACAAAAGCACCCAGCGAUCCCAAAGCUCUCCCAGAAUUGCCAGAAAGCAUGCUCGAUCGUCUCGAGCAAUCAACGACCCCCGAAAUAACGAAAAGCAGCCAGCGACGGCUGAGAAAACGAAGGAAACCUGCGAGGAGGCAUUGACGCGUCGUCGCCAGCAAAUUUUCUAGCUACGUCCCUGGCAAUGACGCAAAAGAAGAACGCAGGCGCGGACGUCUGACGCCAGCGACGGGCGUAGAAGGCAAGCAAGCCCUCGCUAUAGCGGCGUCAGUGAGUGUCGAGCCGGCUUCGCUCGCCGAUCGUUGACUGAAGUGUGCCGGUGAUCGCUGUUGUUCGAGCAAAAUCGCGCGAUCCUGGAUCGCCUCGUGGCCGUCCUGUCACUCGCCUAACCAGCAAAUCGGUGGCGCGCGGCCGCGCGCGGUGCCGAAUCGAAGAUCGGUGGGAAUCAUCGGCGCGAAAAGACGUCGAUCGUUUCGCGCGCGUCGAUCGCCGGGUGGCGCAUGUUGCUCUCCUCGAGGUUCGAUCCGCCGAUAGACAGCUGGCAGAGGCUUUGUUCACUGGGAUGCUUUGAAACGCAGCCACUGCCGCUCCGUUCAAGGGUGAAAGGCCAUCCGAGCUCAUCCAGCCAUGACGAAGUAUUGGCUGAACGUGGCCCUCCUCAGGGUCGUUCUACCGGUUGUCCUGACAGGAUGUACGAUAUGGCGACCCGUGGGACUGUCGCUGGUCUACUUGGGCCUAAUGCUCUACUCGCCACAUGUUCCGAUACCAAACACGAAGACCAUGGCCGGUCACACUGGCCUGUAUCUGAAGACCGCCAUUGGCCUGUCGUUUCUCACCGCUAUCAGCCAAAUCACCUUCCACAUAGUCUUGCUGUCGCUGCCAGCUUAUGGACACUUCCUCCACAAUUGCGAGUUGCUGGAGCUAGUGUGCAGACACUUAGGCUUCGUGAGGCUAGAUAGCGCGUCCGCGUGGGAGGUGUUCUUUUGGCUGAUCCCAGAAGUAAUUGUCUUACCGAGCACCGUCGCGAUCUACUGCAUCUGUCGCUAUUUAACGAAGAAGCCCGUGACUGACGUGGAAGAUGACGUCUCCGUCAGGGGAGCCGCGGCGUCCAAGAAGGCUGAAGACAGCACCGCGAAGAUAAUCAAUUUCCUGGGACGUAUCGGGACAUACUUGAUCCUGGCCUCGUUGUGCAUCGUGUCGUCCUUGAACCCAUCCAUAGAAGCUGGCUUUUACUUCUUGGUGUUCCUUGGAGCGGCCACCUGGUGGGCCUGCAACAAGGAGCUGAGGAAAGGCUUCGCGAUGUUGUGCAGACUCGUGAUGAUCGUCGUGGUCCUCCACAUCCUGACGCUGCUCAGCUACCAAAACCAAGUUCCCCAGGAGCUGGUCCCGGUGAACAGCACCUGGCAGCGUUACCUGGGCCUCUCGGCGAUCUAUCAGACGAACUGCAGCGAUCCUAGGAACGUGGACUACACGGACGACGCCGAUUGGCUGGUCUACGCCUACUGUCUUCGGCUGUUCUGGCUCUACUAUGUCUUGGCGCUGCAGGCGAAGUUCCUGAGCCAAAAGCCGGCUAAGAAAAUGAAACGUUUGAGCGGCAGGCUGGAGAAUCUGGACACUCCGUUGUCCAGACACGUUUCCAUCAGGCGAAGGACGCCCUCCCAGAGGUGGCAAUCGGCGCGGCGAAAGGCUCGCCUGAUGAGGUUCGGGUCCGCGAGAACGGGGCUCCUGCAGGACUCGACGGGAAGCGUCAUCGUUCAGGAUGGUCAUCAGGAUGACAGCAUCCAGAUGCACAGUAUCAGUGACGGAGGCGCGGAUGAGCAGUCCGGAAUCAUCGAGGGCAUCAUCAUGGCCGUCUACUCCAUCUUCCAGUUGAUAAUCAACUCGUCCUACCUUGCUACGAACAUCAUAAUGAUGACUUGGAGCAUAAUGUACCACAGCUGGACAACCUUCGCUCUUCUUUUGUGGGCCCUGAUUCUCUGGAUGGUGCCCAACAAGCGCGCAUCCAUGAUGAAAUGCUCGCCCUUCAUAGUGUUCUAUGCGACCCUCCUGCUGCUCGGCCAGUUCAUUUACAGCAUGGAUUUGACUGAUGCGGAAUUGCCGACGCAGAUAAACGGAAUGAAGAUGUCGGAGAUCGGAUUCAGCAAGCCCCAAGAGCUCAGUCGCUGGCAUUUAAUAGUCAAGUGCCUCUUCAUAACAAUGUUCUGGAUAACAAUGAGACAAUACACCGCCGAGAGAACUCGCCAGAGACGAUCCUCGGCACUGAGAGACAUGGUGGCGCCGUUGCACGUCUCCGUGUCGACUGCCACCACAGCGAUGAACCACGAAGUGCCAGAAAUCAAGAGCAAGUUCAUGAAAGACGUUGGAAUACUCUUGAAGAAGCUGCUGACCAAGUUCUGGAUCGCCGUGGUAGCAAUCAUGCUGUUCAUCUGUGGGAUCACUGGGGAACGCAUGACCAUGUUCAGGAUCGUCUACAUGUCCCUGUUCCUUGUGCUCGUCAUUACCUUCCAGAUGUCCUGGUACUUGUGGAGGAAGAUGAUGUACACGUUCUGGCUGACGGUCAUCGGCUACUCGGUGAUCAUGCUGAUCCUCGUGUACACUUACCAGUUCGACAACUUCCCAGAAUAUUGGAACUACCUGCACAUCGACGAAGACCUGCAAAUGGACAUCGGCCUCGAGAAAUACGCGACGAAAGACCUGUUCGUCAGACUGCUGACGCCAACCUUCUUCGUCAUCAUCACUGUUCUACAGAUCCAUUACUUCCACAAAGAUUUCUUGGAGGUGACGAACAUCGAGAGAGUUGGAGCCGGGGAGAGUCCUCUCAGGCAAGAGACUACAAAUCACUCUACGACCUUGAACAUGCCGCGAACAUCGGCUGGCGACGUCUUCCUGACUACGGAGGAUGACCAGGACAAUCGAUACAGUCUUCAACAAUUGAAACGGAUGUCGAAGAUAGAGAGAAUUGCCCUGUUCCGCAAGAUAAUGAAGCACCUAGUGAAUUUCUACAACUACGUCUGGCUGUUCUUCGAGCUCCACAUGCAGAAGAUCAUCUUCACCACUGUCAUGCUUCUAUGCGUGAACGACGUAUGCGCCAUCAAUCUCGUGUUCGUCGUGAUAAUAGCGAUAAUGCUGAACACCAAGAGGAACGUUCAAAUACUUACCGCGAAUAUGAUCGCAGUGGUGAUCGCCUUCUUGAUAGUGCUGAAAAUGCUCUACCAGAUCCAAUACAUCGAUCCCAACAAUUGGAACGUCAAUUGCACUAGGCCGGAGGAUGAUAAGCAGAUCCCCUUCGCCAGCAACAACACUGUCUACAACAUAGCGGAGUGGUUCGGCUUGAGGAAAGCGGAGCCAGGACACCUGGCAGAGCUGUUGAAAGGGUACAUAGGGAUCAUGGUAGUGACGACUCUGCGAAAGGUCAUCAGAAUUCGGCAGUGUUUCCAUCGGAAGGAGAUCGGAGAGCCUCUGGAGACGCCUCAAGUGAUGUUCCCGUCAAUUACCAGGGCAGACGCUGACAAAGGGCUGCCGGAAUGCAUCAAGUUCCUCUUCAACUACGGAUUCUAUAAGUUCGGCGUGGAACUGAGCCUGAUCGGGAUCGUGGCGCUCAUUGGCACGAGGCUCGACUUUUAUUCGGUCCUCUACAGCAUCUGGCUUCUGCUGUUGUUCUCCUUGAAGAGGAGGACUAUAUCCAGGAUAUGGCCGAUCUUCAAGGCCUUCGCUGUCAUCCUGCUGCCUGUGCAGUAUUCCCUGGUCGUUGCUCUGCCUUCUUGGCUUUGUAUAGACUAUCCCUGGAGCAAUUCGGAGAUGCUCAGGAGGCUGCAGGAAUGGAUGUACUUCCCGGAUCCCGACUUCCCUCCCAAUCCCAGGAAAUUAAUGUGCGACUUCAUUCUGCUGAUGAUGCUGGUCAGACAAAGCCUCUACUUCCGCAUCGAGCAACGAUACGCUGCACAAGCCGAUGAGUUCCAUGGCGGUCACAAUUACUCUGUCCACCAGAACAUGGAGAAGCCGAACUUCGUGAAUCCUGUGAAGGAUUACGUUUCUCUCAUACACUCGUGGCUGGACAUCGUGAAGAGAGGCGUGCUGAUGAGCCUGAUGUGGGUCACUCUGUCGAUCAUGUUCCUGGCCGGAACGAAGAGGACGAAUCUGUUCUCGUUAGGCUACCUGAUCGGCGCCUUCGUGUUCCUCUGGCAGGGCAGCGAUUUCUACUUGAGGCCGGUCAAAACGAUCUUAAAAUGGUGGAAUAUAUUGAUCGGGUACAACGUGGUCGUCAUCUUCCUGAAGGCUGUGCUCCAGGGAGUCGGCUGCGUGCUGAUCAAGAAGCUCGUGGUUUCAGCUUGCCCGGUGAUCCAGCUAUUCGGCAUCACUUGUCUGAGGAAGUUCGAAAGCUCUGCCAGCGACAUAGUGCCUAGCAACGUGGACUGCGAAGUCCCCAGAGAGGACAUCGGCAUGGUCUGGGACGGUCUAUGCUUCGGCUUCCUGCUGCUGCAGAAACGACUCUUCAAGAGCUACUACUUCUUCCAUAUAGUCGACGAAACGAAAGCCAUGAGCGUCUUAGCGUCUCGUGGAGCUGAACUCCUGGAAGAGCUGCACCAUAAACGCAUCGAGAUCCAGGACGGGGUCGAGAAGAACGUGCUGCAGAAGCUGAAGUUCAAGAUGGACAAGAUCAAAGCCAGCCAGAGGAAGAUACAGGGUCCUAGUUACAGGGAACCGCAGACUCAUAAAGUUGAUACUCUCUAUCCAGGGGCACGGCCAUUGUACAGAGUUCGCGCGCCAAAGACCAACAGAGAGGCCAUACGGUCCGGAGAUUACUAUAUGUUCGACGAUCUGGACGACGACGACGUCACUGACAUGAUCCCGGACACCGAGUCCGAGAAGGAGGAGCGGGGACGCCGUCGCGAGCAGGAGCAACGUGGUCGCAGAAUGACCAUAUCCGAAUUGAUGAACACGCUGAUUAAGACAGACAUUGAGAUCGCGACCCACGUAGCCAUGUACGGAGGGACCGAAAAGGACGCGCUGAGACUUCGUCGCAGGAGCGUACCGUUGACUAGGAAGAAAUCGUCAAUGUCCUAUCUCAGUGCACGCUCCGAGACCGACACUGCGAUGGCCACCGAUGGCGGCGAUAAGACCAGCCUAACGUCGGCCGACGUCGAAACCGAGGGGAAAGAAGAAACAACGGCGGAGCCUGCGAAAACUCCGGAAUCUUCCGACUAUGGCGAGGAUAAGGUCGAUGGACCCAAGAAGAAAGAGGGGGAGGAGGAGGAGGAGGAAGAGAAGAAGGUGUCAUUUGUCACAUACUUCAAAUUCCUGGUUGUGAUAAUCAAUAGUGGCCUGUCGACAAUGACCAAGUACCUGAACAGAUUUUCUAGAGAUUAUAGAUACAUACGGAAAGUCCUGGCCAAGGAGAAGAAAGUGUUGAAGGCGAAGCCAGACUUUCGAAUGGGGAUGCGACUGGGCAUCAGUCAGAUGUGGCAGCCGAUACCUCUGAUGAAAACGAGAUCGGAAACUAAUGGGAACGCUGAGGAGCAAUACGAUCCCGGCGAGGGUCCCAGUCGACCUCAAUCUCAGGAGCCAAGGAAAGGAAGCUCGCUGACGGUCCCGCAUAUCCGAAUUCUGGCGCCGAGUUUGGAGCGAGGAUUGGACAUGUCCUCCUCCAGCACCCUAUUCUCGGAACUAUCGCCGGUGCAACACGACGACGAGGGUGCAGAGCUGUCCGAGGUCGAUCAACCUCCGAUCAUCCAAAUGCUGGCGUCCAUUUGGUUCGGAAUUCUGGCGCAUUCGAGCCUCCUCUGUUACUUCAUGGUGUUCCUUCAUCAAAUUAAAAACGCAUCCGUCCUGUCCACCCCUCUGCCUCUCAUGGUGUUCUGCUGGGGUUCCUUAACCAUCCCCCGUCCGUCGAAAACGUUCUGGGUCACUCUGAUCGCUUACACCGAGGUGAUUGUUAUUGUGAAAUGCAUUUUCCAAUUGGAACUACUGCCAUGGAACAGAGACGCAGCUCCGAACAAUCCUCUUUUCGCACCUAGGAUCAUUGGCGUCGAAAGGAAACCAAAUUAUGCACUCUGGGACCUCCUGCUUCUGCUCAUGGUGUUCUUCCACAGGUUCAUGCUAAAAUCAUUGGGACAGUGGACAUCGCCGUCUAUCAAGCCAAGGAAGAUCAUCCCCUCUUCCUUAACCAUUGUCUCGGCCAAACCGCCUGACAAGGGGCAAGGGGAGCCUGUGUCUCGACAGGACGAGCCAGACGAUGGAGUGACUGUAGUAACGCCUAAAGGGAAGAGACUGAACAUGCAGGCAACUGGCGAAGGCGAAACUGUUCCAACAACCGAUGAACACGAGAAAUUGGUCGCAAUUCAGGGCGAAGAAGUGGAUCCUUGCGUGGAAGAGGUGCCAACAGCUGUGAACAUGUCGGUAAAUAAGUACGUCCAGCCGACGCAGCAGUUCUUCAAACAGAUCCUCAGUCCAUUCGGCAAAGAGAAGACGAACGUGUACGCGUACAUGUUCCUCUGCGACUUCUUCAACUUCCUGCUCCUGAUCUUCGGUUUCUCUGCAUUCGGAACGCAGCAAGGCGACGGUGGAGUGACCGCCUACCUGCAAGAAAAUCGCGUGCCAAUGCCUUUCCUGCUGAUGCUGCUGCUGCAGUUCGCCUUGAUAGUCAUCGACAGAGCUCUGUUCCUGAGGAAAUCGAUCCUGGGAAAGCUGAUCUUCCAGUACUGGCUGAUAUUCGGCGUUCACGUCUGGAUGUUCUUCAUUUUGCCCAGUGUAACCGAAAGGCAGUUCAACGACAAACUUCCGCCGCAAAUCUGGUACAUGGUGAAGUGCUUCUAUCUCUUGCUGGCGGCUUAUCAACUGCGACAGGGUUAUCCGACGAGGAUAUUGGGCAACUUCCUGUGCAAGAAGUACAGCAUCGUCAAUUACGUCUUGUUCAAAGGAUUCAUGCUAGUGCCGUUCUUGUUUGAGCUGAGGGCUGUGAUGGACUGGAUCUGGACGGACACGUCCAUGACGAUCAUGGACUGGUUCAAGAUGGAGGAUAUUUUUGCGAGCAUCUACCAAAUUAAGUGCAUGAGAGGGUUGGAGACGGACUUCCCUCAGCCAAGGGGCGUGAAGAAGAAACAAUUAAGCAAGUAUCUAGUGGGAGGCGGUGCCCUGUUCCUCAUUAUCGGACUCAUUUGGUUCCCACUGCUGCUGUUCGCACUUGGCGGCACAGUCGGCGACUCGAACCUACCUUACGAUGUAUCCAUGAAAAUUCGCAUCGGUCCUUACGAGCCGAUCUACUCGAUGUCAGCGCAAACCAGAUCGAUCGUCGGAUACACCGAGGCCGAAUACACGGAAUUCCAUAAUGUGUACGCGAAAAAUAAACCGGCGGUCACAUUUCUCGAGAACUACAUUCAUUCCGACGUCGCCGCGGUGAGAUUAAGCGGAUCCUCACGGAAGCUAUGGAGCAUAUCACCGCCAGACUUGCAACGAUUGAAGGCAGAGCUAGAAGACAACAGUACCACCGUCGUGAUCCACGUGGAGUGGACAGUGUCGCGGAAAACGUACGCGAAAGACGCGAGCGAGGUGACAAGGAAGUUGCGGGAUAUUCCGUUGCCACCGUACGUCGAUGGAGAGUUCAAUCCCGUCAGGCUGAGACUGGCAGAAAUACUAUCGACCGACGAGGCGACGCCCCAUAACGGGACCAUAACGUUGCCGAGCGCUUUCCCGAAGUUCUUGAAAGUGACCAGCAUAACUACCGACGUCGUUCCCCAAUUAAUGCAGAUAAGAAAGGGGCCCGACGAUGAGGAAUCCGAGCCGAACGACAGCUAUCUCUACAGAAGCAUCAACCUGCACUUGUCCACAGAUGCAGCUUGCUGCGCUCGCCAGAAAUGGUGGGUGGUCAAAGAAGUCUGCAACGACGACCUGUACAUUAAUCAGUUGUACAAAGUGCCAUUGAACAACUGCAAUUACAUCAUGAUGUUCUUGUUCAACGACAAAACGUUCCCCGAGGAGCUGAGCUUCAUCAGCGGCUUCGGAAUCCUGGGAUUGUACACCACCGCGGUGAUAGUGAUAAGUCAGAUGAUGAGGAAGAUAGUGAGCGACAUGGCGCCGAAGAUCAUGUUCGACGACCUGCCCUACGUGGACAGGAUCCUCAGGCUGUGUUUGGACAUUUAUUUGGUCCGAGAGAGCGGGGAAUUGUGUCUCGAAGAGGAUCUGUUCGCCAAAUUGAUCUUCCUCUAUAGAUCGCCGGAGACGUUGAUCAGGUGGACGAGACCACCGGAAGAGGGCGAGAGGACCGACAACGAAGACCAAGAUGAGAUAGAGGAUGACAGAGAAGAGUCCCAAGCGUAAACGAGAUUAUGGGAAAGCUUGCUUCGCAUCCUGCUCGGUGGGAGAAUCCCGGAAAGUGUUAUGACAUUUAUUAUAGGCAAUUUGUUACCUAGGGAAGAGAAUAUUUAUGACGAAUCCGUCGACAAUUCGGAACGAUGACAAUAGAAAGCGCGAUUGUCGGCAACGCCGUAUCCGAAAAUGAUUCGAAACUCAGGAAUUUAUGGCCACCGCGUUUGUUGCGAUUGUUCCUAUCUUCGAAGAGUCUAUUGCAAACGAGCAUGUAUAUAAAACAGGUUGAACAAAAAAAGAAACAGGGAACACGCGUGGGGGGGAUGCUAACGUGACGAUAAGAAACGGCUGAUAAUUGAUGAAAAAUAUCGAGAAUUCCGCCGUGUUUGUUUCACAAAAAUAUACCACGUUCCGGUGAUCUUUAUUUUAAUAUUUAUUAUAUAGUAUUUAUUAACGUACGGAUUAAUAUUCUGAUCAUCACACGUAACAGUAACGCAAGGAAAUGAUUUUUACACAAGUGCUUUGAACAUUUCAUAGUUCUUGAAACGUUCACGUCGUACCAUUCUAGGAGAUAGUGCUUUUCUUUUUUUUUUAAUUAUUAUUUGUCAGGUCGAACCGACGGGCAUUUCUAGCAGUGAUGCACUUAGUGUCGCAUUCGUGUAGGUAAGGAAGCGAUUAUCUAACCCUCGGGGAUGAACAGUGUAUGUCCCAAAAACUGCCGUCAUCGCAGAAUUUAGUUGUUUUAUACCUUUUCUAAUCAUCGACACACCUAGCUCUGUCAUUCAUCUCUGCCAUGAUCCGGCUGCCUAGCCAAGCGUCUCGCGCUCGUUUUAUAUGUAUAUCGAUUACAUUUAAACAAAGAUUUAAUACCGCAAAAAAAAGAAGUCAUUGUUUGUACAUAUACAUUUUACGAUCUGCAUUCGUCGGAACAUUGUAUCACGUCGCCUUGAUACGUCUUAUAAAAAUAUAAUUCAAAUAUAAAUUGUUUCGAAUCA
Megalopta genalis is the source of this 10052-nucleotide messenger RNA. It is a transcript of the gene Piezo, whose product is annotated as piezo type mechanosensitive ion channel component. Gene Ontology annotation, cellular component: membrane. Lineage: Eukaryota; Metazoa; Arthropoda; Insecta; Hymenoptera; Halictidae. The record is from RefSeq and is a predicted model, not a curated record. Gene Ontology annotation, molecular function: mechanosensitive monoatomic ion channel activity.